AGAAGAAGUCAAGUUGUAAGAAGAUAGUUUGUGAACCAACCAUGGUUAUUACGUGCAUCGUUAAGGGUUGUGAUAACAAGCAGAAGACCUAUAGUGCCGUCAUGUUUCACCGAUUUCCGACUCACCAUAAACGGCGGAAAACUUGGUUAGCUGCUCUGAACAUGGAUCCAACAACACCGGUGGUGAUUCUGAAGAACGUGCGAGUGUGCUCCGAGCAUUUCACACAGGAGGACUAUACCUCCACAGGAUUACGCUUAAAGGAUGCGGCAACACCGACUAUACUCAAAUCACGAACACAACAAAGUGGAUCAUCGCCCAACUCUGUAAGUGUCGCUUUUGUAAGCGUCGUAUUGAGUUGUCCUGGCAGUGGCAGUAGCCUAACCUACUGCCGUCACGUCAUAAAGGGUGAGUGGAGUGAUGUCCAACAGAACCUACCAGAAGUGCAGAAUGCUUCCCCUCAGAAAACCUCUACUGUUGAAGAGCCUGCGACAGAUUUCAGACUCCCACUCCAACAAUGUGAUGACCUUGUGAAUGGUAUGGACUUCCUUUCACCCCUUGAGCCCCAAAAAUCGGGAGUGAGGAGCGGCCUAAUGGAGGAUGUCGUUGUGAAGGUUGCUUGCCUGCUAGAGCUGUUCCAGAAUUGCUUUGGGUGCUACAGCGAUGCCUGCAGUGUCUCUACGCAACGCAAGGGACUCGCCUUCCAUGUAAUACAACAGUGCUGGAGCUGUGGCAACACCAGAAACUGGGCGAGCCAUCCUCCAGAUCUCCAGCCCCCUGACCCAACAGUCUCUCAAGAAACACCUCAAGAGUCAGAGCCCGGAUCCGAAGACAUGGAGGAGGAGGAAGAGGAAGAUGAGGAGGAGGAAGAUGAGAAGGAGGAGGAGGAGGAAGAGGAAGAUGCGGAGGAGGAAGAUGAGGAGGAGGAGGAGGAGGAACAUCAGGAGAGUGAGAAACGGAGGCCAAAGAGGAAAAGGAAGAACAGUGAUGAAGAGUGGGGUCCGAGUUCUGAAGAGUUUGCUGAGACGAGCAGCGAGGAGUCUGAAGGCGUUGAAGGGGAGGAGCAUAUUCUCCAGAUUGCGUGGUGCUGUGACUGUGGGGAAGAGGCCAGUGCCCGCUGCUUCAAGCAGAAACACCUGCAGCUCUACUGCUGCAUUAAGUGCGGCUACAGGGACGGUGACCAGGAGCUGGUCAGCACAGACGGCAACAGCCACGGAGUCUUUAGUAUUAGAGAACAGUUUUCUGUGGGCAGCAGUGACAAAGGAACCAGAAAUGAAAGUCCAGAAGACUCUGCGUCUCAAGUCGAGUCGUCCAACAGUUGCCACCAAAAAACUGGUGCAGCAAAUGAGAAACGGAACCCUCCAAAAUACGCCGUCUACUUCAGCGAUCCGCACUGCCUGCAGAUCCAUCUGGAAGAGUUACAUGGUGAGAAGCGUGAGCUUUGUCCAGACUGUGGCAACUUCCUGAUGAGGGGCGACGGCCGGAGUAAGCACGUCUGUGAUCACAAGGCCAAGCUGUUCUUGUGUCUGACUUGUGGGAAGCGCUGUGUCAAUGAGGUAGGUCUCCGUAUACACAGUCAUGUGCACACUGAAGACUAUGUGCUUUCCUGCCAAUACUGUUACAAGACAUUCAGGUUCCUGAAAGACAAGCAGGAGCACGAGGAGACCCACCAGGGGGAGAACCUGAAGUACCGCUGCCCUGAGUGCCCAAAACAGUUUGCGGAUUGCGCCAGUCGAAGCGCUCACAGGAGGACCCACUGGGAACACGGCAGGUUUUUUUGCAAAGUUUGUGACAAAGGCUUCCCUAAGGCCCAUCACCUCAAGAGACACAUGGCUGUCCACACAGGACAGAAGCCCUACAGGUGUAAGAUGUGCAACUACUCCUUCAACCAGUCAGGACAUCUCAAGUCCCACAUGCGCGUCCAUACAGGGGAGAAACCCUUCAAGUGUCAGGACUGUGGGCAGUGCUUCAACCACAACGUCAGCCUGAAGAACCACAUCCAGCACCACCACACACCAGGACCUGAGGGGCAUUAGGGGAGAGGGAGGACAUUGUUGAUGACCGGACCAUGGGAACUGGGUCUGAUGAUCAAAAAGACUUAAUGCCAUACGAUUCAACAGGGAAAAGCAAAUGGUCAGAAUUCAGUCAUUAUGUUUUAAUGAUUGUGCCAUGUCUUCUCCUUCAUUUAUGUAAAGUUAUAAUAUGCCCCCCCCCCAUUUUUCAAAGGUGUUUUC
Messenger RNA from Sardina pilchardus (European sardine), 2231 nucleotides. Its product is annotated as zinc finger protein 660-like. The record is from RefSeq and is a predicted model, not a curated record. The transcript is spliced from 5 exons. The coding region runs from base 42 to 2033 and encodes 663 amino acids. NCBI's taxonomy places the organism in Eukaryota, Metazoa, Chordata, Actinopteri, Clupeiformes, Clupeidae.